Haliotis rubra (blacklip abalone) is the source of this 1850-nucleotide messenger RNA. Its product is annotated as cell wall protein DAN4-like. The record is from RefSeq and is a predicted model, not a curated record. Lineage: Eukaryota; Metazoa; Mollusca; Gastropoda; Lepetellida; Haliotidae. The coding region runs from base 212 to 1297 and encodes 361 amino acids. The transcript has 5 exons.
CUUACAUCCUUGUCACCCUGUUUACACCGGUGUGCACACGGUCUAUGUGGUUUCAAUAUGUCUAUGCACUACUAGGAGUUAGGAGGUACUGUUUCAUCGACUGCUGGUGAGAACACCAUGUUGUUAUGUCAACUACUCCACGAUUCCAACCGGGACAAUAAAUGACAACUACGUCUUCGUUCCCAACAUCUCUCACGUACUGAUGUUUUGAAUGGUGAUUAAAAUGACUAUAUUCCAUGCUUUCUCCGUGACUGUGAUGUUACUUCAAACCUGCCAGAGUGUGCUGUCACAAGAAACGCCAUAUCUGCCAUCAACAACAUCUGCUGACACGUCUACAACGACACAGGGGGAUUCACAGACGACGACAACAGCAACAACAACCGUCAUGGCAGCUGCAACUGAUGACUUCAUGAUGACAGCUUCAUGGACUGGCAACGAGGAUGCCCUACAGUCUACAACGUUAACGCAGGGUGUCUCUUCAUCUGCAACUACAUCUGUCACUGCAUCCCUUUCAACAACAUCUACGUCCACAAACCCAUCUACAUCUACACCCCCAAUUACACGAACAACUACAUACUCUACAGGCCUAGCUACAUUCCCAUCUAUGUCUGCAUCAACAGUUACAUUUACAUCCACAUCUUCAUCUGCACAUUACUCAGCUACUGCUACCUCCAUACACACAUCCCCAAUGCCAUCUGUAACUACAUAUGCUUCUACACCCUCAUCAGCAUCUAUAUCUGCAUAUCCGGCGCUAGCUAAAUCAACACCUACGUCUUCUACAUCUGGCCCAGAUGAUACGUCAACGACUUCUAUAUCUACAUCUGGCCCAGCAGAUACGUCAACGACUUCUAUAUCUACAUCUGGCCCAGCAGAUACGUCAACGACUUCUAUAUCUACAUCUGGUCCAGCAGAUACGUCAACGACUUCUAUAUCUACAUCUGGCCCAGCAGAUACGUCAACGACUUCUAUAUCUACAUCUGGCCCAGCAGAUACGUCAACGACUUCUACCACAGCCAACAAUGACGAGACGUCCAGGCUUAUUAUACCGGCUGUAUCCAGUGCUGCUGCGGGUGUUGCCCUCCUGACCGUGGUCCUUGUGUCCGUGAUUUGUUACCGAAGAAGAUCACAGGAGAAACCCCUCGCCGAUGCAGAUGACAUCAGUUACCACAACUUCCGCGUCGGUCGAAUGGAGCUUCAGUCGGUCAGGAAAGACGACCCUUACCUGGACCUUGAUUCUGAUUUCACUAGCCAGGACGUUGAAACUAAACACAAACUAUCUACGUUCGGUCGGAGUUGAACGCGUCCUGUUGAAACAAUGUCAUACAUGAUAAAGAUGGUUUCAUGGUUUCAUUGACAGUGUUAAUGGAAGCGCGAGUGUGGUUGUUUCAUGCAGUAAGGUAAUUAUCUGUCACAGGGGCGCUCAAACCAACCAUUGUUAAAUACUGGCAUUCUUAAUAUGACACGGAUAUGUACAGAUGAAGAGCCUCCGUGAUCCGUGGCUCCUCUCUUACUGCUCUGCUAUUGUUUUGUGGCUGCUGUUACUUCCCAGUUAAUGCUCUGUUACUGCUCUGCCCUUGUUUUGUGGCUGCUGUUACUGCCCAGUUAAUGCUCUGUUACUGCUCUGCUAUUGUUUUGUGGCUGCUGUUACUGCCCAGUUAAUGCUCUGUUACUGCUCUGCUAUUGUUUUGUGGCUGCUGUUACUGCCCAGUUAAUGCUCUGUUACUGCUCUGCCCUUGUUUUGUGGCUGCUGUUACUGCCCAGUUAAUGCUCUGUUACUGCUCUGCUAUUGUUUUGUGGCUGCUGUUACUGCCCAGUUAAUGCUCUGUUACUGCUCUGCCCUUGUUUUGUGG